AUGACAUCAUUCCGCCCAGCAAUCGCAUCCAUGUCCCUCGGCCGCGCCUGGCUGCACAACUUCGACACCAAGCUCCGCCAGGCCGCCACCCACGGCUUCGAAGGCAUUGAAAUCUUCUACGAGGAUCUCGACUACCUCGCCAAGGACCUCGCCAGCACAUCCGAUGCCACCCCAACACCGGACCAGCUCCUCCGCGCAGCCGAGCACACGCGUGAGCUCUGCGACUCCCUGCACCUCACCAUCAUCGGCCUGCAGCCCUUCAUGCACUACGAAGGCCUACUCGACCGCGACCAGCAUCGCCAGCGCAUCGAGAAGGCGAAGCUGUGGUUCCGGCUCGCGAAGGUCCUUGGGACCCAGACCAUCCAGAUCCCGGCCAACUUCCUGCCGAAGGAGCAACUGGUAGACGAUCUCGCGGUCGCGGUCGCGGAUAUGCGUGAGCUGGCGGAUUUGGGUGCUCAAGAGCAGCCGCCCGUGCGGUUCGCGUACGAGAAUCUGUGUUGGGGGACGCAUGUUGAUACGUGGGAGAAGGCGUGGGAGGUGGUGCGGUUGGUCGACCGGCCGAAUUUUGGCGUCUGCCUUGAUACGUUUAACAUUGCUGGACGUGUCUGGGCGGAUCCUACAGCGCCGGAUGGGAAGACUCCGAAUGCGGACCGUGAGUUCCAGGAGUCAAUGGAACGCAUGGUGAAGGAGGUUGAUGUGGAGAAGGUGUUUUAUAUUCAGGUGGUGGAUGCGGAGCGCAUGGAGAAGCCGCUUGUCGAGGGACAUCCGUUCCAUGUGGAGGGGAACCCGGCAAGGAUGAAUUGGUCGAGGAAUGCGAGGGCGUUCAUUUAUGAGGAGGAUCGCGGGGCUUACUUGCCGGUGGAGAAGGUUGCGAGGACGAUUAUAGAGGGCUUGGGGUACAAGGGGUUUGUAUCGAUGGAGCUCUUCUCCCGGACGAUGGCGGAGGAGGGCGAGGGAGUGCCUGCUGAGCAUGCGAGGAGGGGGGCUGCGGCGUGGAAGAAGCUCGAGCAGCGUCUUGGGUUGAACAAGACAUGA
This is a messenger RNA of Lasiodiplodia theobromae, 1035 nucleotides long. Its product is annotated as 3-dehydroshikimate dehydratase. Bases 1 to 1035 code for a protein of 344 amino acids. Lineage: Eukaryota; Fungi; Ascomycota; Dothideomycetes; Botryosphaeriales; Botryosphaeriaceae. The record is from RefSeq and is a predicted model, not a curated record. The transcript has a single exon.